AUGGAAGACGAAGAUCCACCUCAACUACUCGACGUUCCCUCUUCUGACGACGAAGAGGCGGGCUCUUCUCGAGAUCUCUAUGAUAGACCAAAGAUACCCCUAACCCUCUUGACUGGGUACUUGGGUGCAGGCAAAUCAACAUUACUGGACUAUAUACUGAAAGAAGAACAUGGAUAUAAAAUAGCCGUGUGUAUGAAUGAUUUUGGAGAUACGACCGAUAUAGAAGCCAAAUCAUUGACACUUUCCGACCCAAACUCACAAUCAACUACAACCGAGUUCCUCUCCCUUCCUAAUGGAUGCCUGUGCUGCUCCUUCAAGGACAUGGGCAUAGCAGCCAUCGAAGAGAUGGUGGCGAAUGCUCCAGGUGGUAUAGAUUGGGUGAUGGUGGAGUUGACAGGUGUCGCGGAUCCAGGCCCGAUUGUCCGUUCGUUCUGGGCCAACGAGGAGAUGGGUGAUUUGAUCUUGGACGGUGUAGUCUGUGUAGUAGACAGUAGGAACGUCCUGAAGCAACUUGCUGAGCAAAGAGAGGGAGAUGAGAUCAAUGAAUGUCAGAAACAAGUAGCAUGUGCCGAUGUGAUCUUACUGAACAAGCUCGAUCUGGUAACUCCGGAACAGAUGAAAGAGGUUGAAUCGACUAUACGUACGAUAAACCCUACACUUCGAGUCCAUCAUACCACCCAAUCCAAAGCACCUUUAUCAGAUUUAUUCAACUUACGUGCAUUUUCCGAUCCUACCGCCCUCGCUUCCACCAAAUCAACAACCAAUCAUGUUCAAAAUCAUGAUCAUGAUCACUCCUCAGAUGACUGUUCACAUCCCUCCCACGCACAAACACAUACUAAUGGAAUAUCAACCAUUUUAAUUCCAUUACCUACACUAAAUCAAAAACAGUAUUUCAGACUUAACGAAUUUCUAGAAUCGAUUUUAUGGGAUAACAGAUACCCCAUCAGCAAAAAACCUUCACCAGAGAUAUUACGUUCGAAGGGCUAUAUCAGAUUGGAUGACGGGAGGGAAUAUGUAUUACAGGGUGUAGCUGAUUUGUUCGAGUUGAAGGAAUUACCUGGAUCGGAGCAGAAAGAAGGACAGGGUAAGGUGGUGUUUAUAGGUAAGAAUGUGGGUGAAGAGGUGAAAGUAGCACUGAAAGAAUUUGUAGGCAUAUAA
Messenger RNA from Kwoniella mangroviensis CBS 8507, 1158 nucleotides. RefSeq lists its product as uncharacterized. Bases 1 to 1158 code for a protein of 385 amino acids. The transcript is spliced from 8 exons. Lineage: Eukaryota; Fungi; Basidiomycota; Tremellomycetes; Tremellales; Cryptococcaceae. Gene Ontology annotation, cellular component: cytoplasm. The record is from RefSeq and is a predicted model, not a curated record.